GGUGCAGCAGGUGGUGCAGCAGGUGGUGCAGCAGCAGGUGUGUCAGCUCUCAGCAGGGAGGCGGUGAACGCCGGUUACUGCAGCGCCCUGCGCUCCUACGCCCUGUGCACCCGGCGGAUGGCGCGGGCGUGUCGUGGCGACCUGGCGUACCACUCGGCGGUUCAGGGCAUCGAGGAUCUGUUGAUCCAGCACCGCUGCCCGCGGGCCGGGCCCACUGCCCAGCCCCGCCUCCAGCCUCAAGGCACGCUGUCAGGUGACUCCUGCCUCUAUGAGAAGGGCUUCUUUACCCGAGAGGGCCGGACCCCCGAGUACUUGCACUGCGGCGUGUUUGGAGACCCGCACGUUCGAACAUUCAACAAUGACUUCCACACCUGUGCUGUGCAGGGGGCGUGGCCUCUCGUAGACAACGAGUACCUGUACAUACAGGCCACCAGCUCGUCUAUGAGGGCCGGGACUCACACCACAGCGCUCACAAAGAUCACGAUCAUCUUUAAGAACUGGCGUCAGUGUAUUGAUCAGCAGCUGUACCAGGCGGAGCUCGAUAACGUCCCGGCGGCGUUCGCUGACGGCUCCGUGUGGAGCGGCGAGCGGCGAGGUCAUCACAGCCUGCUGGUGACCUCGCAGAGUCCCGGCCGCCACGCAGAGAUCCGCGCCGCCCACAUCGGCACGCUGCUGGUGGUGCGUCAGAGCGGCCGCUCGCUGAGCCUGUCGCUGCGCUCGCCGCGCCGCAUCGUGGCGGCGUUCGGCCCCGAGCAGGACCUGCAGCUGUGUGUGUGGGGAUGUCCCGCCUCCCAGAGACUCAACACCCGCCUCCCACCGCCCACGUCCUCGCCGCUUCCUGCCGCCGCCGCCCACGCCCACUGCGCCGCGCUGCUUCCUGCGCAGGACGUCUACUACCAGGCCUGCGUGUUCGACCUCAUCGCCACCGGAGACCUGAACGCCAGCUCGUCCGCCGUCGCCGCGCUGCAGGACGCCCAGUCGAUGAUCUCUGACACGCACAGAGUCCACCUGCCGCCCGCCGCCUCCGCCCCCCCAGCAGCCACCCCACACACACUGUUACCUCUGCUGCUGCUGAGCAUGCUGGGAACUCUGACCGGCACCUGAAGCCGCAGACAAACUCACCUGAGGUCACCGUAGGUCAUGUGACUGUAACAUGGCGUGCUGGUGAUGAUGAUGACGAUGAUGAUGAUCUGUUGACUGAUUCAGUAAAUAAAGUUUUACAGUAAAA
Messenger RNA from Scomber scombrus (Atlantic mackerel), 1228 nucleotides. RefSeq names its product hemojuvelin BMP co-receptor (gene hjv). Gene Ontology annotation, cellular component: plasma membrane. The record is from RefSeq and is a predicted model, not a curated record. NCBI's taxonomy places the organism in Eukaryota, Metazoa, Chordata, Actinopteri, Scombriformes, Scombridae. Gene Ontology annotation, molecular function: coreceptor activity. Gene Ontology annotation, biological process: BMP signaling pathway.